AUGAACAAUCCAGAUCAUCUACAGGACAUCUUUUUCGAAAUCUCCAAUUACCUCCCCUUCAGUUCUCUCGUUGCGUGGUCGCUCACAUCUCGCACACAUUACGAUGCGCUUACGGGAGUCAUCCUGCACAAACUGGGCGGCUGCGAGUAUCGUCCCUUGAAAGAAUGGAGGGAUGAGGUACGCCCCCAGUACUGCCCCCACCUCCAUAACCGUCGUCAUAUGCUGGACAUUCAUGGAGGAGACUUGUAUUUCACGACCUUUUCGCGGGCCGCAGUCCUGGUGUGGGCAGCCUCACUGGGACAUGUCCGGACAGUCAGGAACAUUCUAUCCGUUGAAGAGAUGGGGCCAUGGAUUGAUAUACCCGUCCUCAGCUCCGGACACGGAACGUCGCUGGGGUCGCUCGGCAUGACUCCUCUCCACGCCGCUGCCGAUGGAGGCCAUGCCGGUGUCAUUGACCUUCUCGUCGAAUACGGAGCUGACGUGGAGGCGACCGUAGCUGGAAACCUCCGUCCUAUUCACUUUGCCAAAAACGAGAAUGUCGUCAUGGCGCUUGUGCGACACGGGAGCUCAAUCCAUCCCCAGGGGAAAAGCUCCGUGCCCCCGUUGACAUAUAUCCUUACCAGGAAUCUCGAUUUGAGCGCCGUCCGCUGUCUGGUAUCACUUGGAUGCGAUAUAAAUGCUCCCACAUGGCUUGGGGUAACGGCUGUAGAUGCAGCUAUUCAAGCCGGAAACACAGAGGCACUAAAGCUGCUGUUGGACGCAGGGCCAGACCUUUCUCACUGGACAUCGGGGGUUGACUCUUUGAUAUCCGAGGUAGUCGGCUACCAUCAGAGGUUCCGGCCUUAUGUGGCUCUGCGGAUGAUGAGGAUCCUCACACAGCACUAUGUUACUCACGAUCCGAAGACCGCGGAGAGUAGUCUCCGACGACCAGCUGAGGUAGGCUCAGCUAGUGACUUAGAAAAUGCCCAUGGUCCAUUUGGCAUGAUCUCUGAAGAGGGUAUAAUGGUCAUCAAACGUCUACUGUUGGACACAACAAAUGCCGGAGUCAGUCGUGAACUCCCGGACACGGACCAAUAUUUGCACAUGGCCAACACACUUUUGCACUAUGGAGAAUCCCUUGAUACCUACCGUGAAAACUCAAGAUCGGCCAAAUUUCUCUCAGAUCAUAGCCAGAAUUACCCAGAAUUUCUAGAUUGGAUAUUCAUGUUCUUACUAGAUCAGCUGGCAGGCAACUUGAUGCUGCACAGUUACCAACAUCCCAUCCAGCAGCCACCCAUCCACACUCUCUUCACGCGAGGGUACCGUCUGUUCAAAUCAGAUGCCAACACAGGGAAUGAUACUAGCGUCUUCGAGCGGCUCCUGGACUUUGGGGCGGAUCCAAAUGAGCGCGAUAGUGAGGGCAAUACUCUGCUGGCACUACUCUGCCAGCUCCCCGCCGAUACCUUUGAGAAUAAAAGCUGUGCCAUGCAUGGGACAGUAUCGUGGGUCUCGGAGUCGCGUAACGAAAGGUUCUACAUUUGGUACCUUGACUCGGUAUCAAGCCAAGACUGCAACCUCGACGUUCGCGACUCAAACAAGACGGUUUAUCUGGGUAGACUCCCGGUGAUGCCAUUACCAUGUUUGUUACGACACAAGAAGAAAAGGAACUUCAUGUGGCAUCGAGCACACUUUCUCAACUUCCUCCUCAAAAAGGGCGCUGACGUCCAUAAAAGGCAGGGACCGAGUCUGGAUAAGCCACUCUGCGCGGGAGGGACACCACUACAUUUUGCUUGUUACGACGGCGAUCCUGCCAUGGUGAAGUUGCUGUUUGAACAUGGCGCUGAAGGGGACGUCAACCAGCUAUCCGACAGUGGCUUAACACCGCUGAUGGUCUUGGAGACUGUGGGGCGCAAUGGAUUGCUUGAAAAAAGCCAAUUUGAAGAGAUAAAGCAGCUUCUUUCAGAUGCCGGAGCUACCUAG
Messenger RNA from Fusarium sp. VM40, 1959 nucleotides. The record is from the annotation of a GenBank genome assembly. Lineage: Eukaryota; Fungi; Ascomycota; Sordariomycetes; Hypocreales; Nectriaceae.